AUGAAACGUGGUGUCAUUUACCUCGGUAGGAUACCUCAUGGCUUUUACGAAAAUGAAAUGAAAUCAUACUUCAGUCAAUUUGGUACAACUGGAAAGUCAAAGCAUUUUGCAUUCAUUGAGUUUGCUUGCGAUGAAGUCGCACAAAUCGUGGUCGAAACAAUGGAUAAUUAUCCUCUGUGCAAUCGCCUACUUCGGUGUAAAAUUGUGCCAGAAGAAAAAAUCAACCCAAUGAUGUGGAUCGGAGCAAAUAAAGAAUUUAAACCAAAACCUUAUAUAAAAGAAAUUAUGAUGAAACAUAAUAAAAAAAAAACUCCAGAAGAACAGAAAAAGCAAGUUGAUAAUUUGUUGAAAAAAGAAAGUAAAAAACGAAAAAGAUUGGAAGAAUGUGGGAUAGAUUAUGAAUUUCCUGGUUAUCGAAGAAAAACUACUGAUAAACAACAAUCUGUGAAUUCAGCAUCUGUGGAAUCUAAGUCUUCCGAGUCUAAGCCUUCCGAGUCUAAAUCUUCCGAGUCUAAAUCUUCCAAAAGAGAACGUCAAGUCUAUGAGUAUAAUACAUAUACACCACCACGUCAUGGGUAUAAAUCAAACAAUUAUUACAGAUCACCAAAGAAACUUCGAUUGAACGAUUCAAAUGUUGGCAUAACUCAGAUCGGUUCGAAUAUUGAUAUAACUCAGAUCGACAUAAAGCAAUACUAUAAGGAAUCAUUUUUUGAGGAUCCUUGGGCCAAUUUAAUCUAA
Molecule: messenger RNA, 738 nt
Organism: Cetraspora pellucida
Lineage: Eukaryota; Fungi; Glomeromycota; Glomeromycetes; Diversisporales; Gigasporaceae
Source: the annotation of a GenBank genome assembly